This is a messenger RNA of Amoebophrya sp. A120, 497 nucleotides long. NCBI's taxonomy places the organism in Eukaryota, Dinophyceae, Syndiniales, Amoebophryaceae. The record is from the annotation of a GenBank genome assembly.
GUAGUACUUCUACCAUAUACGAUGUUGAAGAGCCUGCUCCAAUUGUCUGGACGGACACACCAGUAGACGAAGCUGCACGGGGCGGCUGCAACUCUUCUCCCCUCCCCAACGACAACGACGUUCUUGAUACGACCCUUUUAAUACCGCAGAGCAUCCUUGGUUCUCGAAUCCGCUACGUCGUGUUGCCAAAGUUGUGGUGGCUUUCUCCUCUGGGGGGACGGAUUGUCAAGCAAAAGUUGGUGGAGGAUUUUUUGUUGUCGUGUAAAAAGAAGUGCGCCCCUGCUCCUGCUGCUUCCACCGGUUGUCCACUGGCAGGAAGUACGUCGAAGGAAGAAGAUCAUGGUGGAGUUGUAAGUGAUAGUUGUGGAGGUGCCAAGAACUUCUCAUCUCAAUUGUCAACUACUUCGAAACAAGAUGAAGAACUGGACGCAGAAUACGAGCAGCUUUUCGGCGCCACCUGCUGGCGAAACGAGCUGAAGAUUUUCGAUAAUCCGGAG